Messenger RNA from Thunnus maccoyii (southern bluefin tuna), 1999 nucleotides. RefSeq names its product mab-21-like 1 (gene mab21l1). The record is from RefSeq and is a predicted model, not a curated record. The transcript has a single exon. Bases 687 to 1766 code for a protein of 359 amino acids. Lineage: Eukaryota; Metazoa; Chordata; Actinopteri; Scombriformes; Scombridae.
UUAUAUGAUUCUAUAUAGCAAACUAAAAAAGUGGUGGAUAGUCCAAGAAAAAGCAACGUAAAGCAGUGAAAAUGUGUGUUUUUCCUCUCUCCAAAUGCGUAGGUGUACUUCCGCUCCUCGAUAUACUACUACUACCUGUACUUUUUACUUGUAUAUAACACCCCGGGAUGAAUUUGUUUUCGAUAAACUGGGAAGUGGUGACGCAUCGGACAGCGAUUGGACAUCUUGGUUUCAACUCCUCCCUUAUAAUAAAGAGUGUGUGUGUCUCCCUGUUGUAAAACACAGCAACACCGGCCGCCUGCGUCAGGAGGACACACUCCACUCUGCGCAAUUACGCGGACUCCUAACUGGCAAGGUGAUCAGAGAAACACCAAAAGGCAUUUUUUUCUCCAGAACAACACAAGAUUGAAAUGGACUUUUAAUCAGACCAUCCUGGUCAUUUCAAGGACUUGCUUCGAGUAGUUUAAUGCAGUUUACGGCACAACAGCUGUGAAUGUUAUGAUAUGAUUAUUACGCAUGUGCUCUGAGCACAGCUUUUGCAUAGUUGUCUUAUAAAUAGACAUUUAUUUUUUUUCUUUUUAAAUAGCUUUCUUUCUUCUCUAAAAUUGGCUCCCGUACAAACAGCCGCGUUGGAUCCCUCGGCUUAUUGCGAGACUCCGGUGUAUAACCCGGAUCUCUGCCCUAAUAUGAUAGCCGCCCAGGCAAAGUUGGUGUAUCACCUCAACAAAUACUACAACGAGAAAUGUCAGUCUCGAAAAGCAGCCAUCUCCAAGACCAUCCGAGAGGUGUGCAAGGUGGUAUCGGAUGUCCUGAAGGAGGUCGAGGUGCAGGAGCCCCGCUUCAUCAGCUCUCUCAGCGAGAUGGAUAAUCGUUUCGAGGGAUUGGAGGUCAUUUCACCCACCGAGUUUGAGGUUGUACUCUAUCUGAAUCAGAUGGGAGUAUUCAACUUUGUGGAUGAUGGGUCUCUCCCGGGCUGCGCCGUGCUCAAGCUCAGCGACGGCCGAAAGAGAAGCAUGUCUCUCUGGGUUGAAUUCAUCACAGCCUCCGGUUACCUCUCGGCGCGCAAAAUCCGGUCGAGAUUUCAGACACUGGUGGCGCAGGCAGUGGACAAAUGCAGCUACAGAGAUGUUGUCAAAAUGGUCGCUGACACAAGUGAGGUGAAGUUGCGCAUUAGAGACAGAUAUGUGGUGCAAAUCACGCCGGCGUUCAAGUGCACUGGGAUCUGGCCGCGAAGCGCUGCGCACUGGCCUCUCCCUCACAUCCCCUGGCCGGGACCUAACAGAGUGGCAGAAGUCAAAGCGGAAGGUUUCAAUCUUUUAUCCAAAGAGUGCUACUCGCUGAACGGCAAGCAGAGCUCGGCAGAGAGCGACGCCUGGGUCUUGCAGUUCGCCGAGGCCGAGAACCGGCUCCUCCUGGGUGGAUGCAGGAAGAAAUGCUUGUCAGUCCUCAAAGCGUUACGCGACCGUCACCUCGAACUGCCGGGGCAACCUCUGAACAACUACCACAUGAAAACUUUGGUUUCCUACGAGUGUGAGAAGCAUCCCAGGGAGUCAGACUGGGAUGAGAACUGUCUCGGCGACCGCCUGAACGGGAUACUAUUGCAGCUUAUUUCAUGUUUGCAGUGCAGAAGGUGCCCGCAUUAUUUCCUGCCCAAUUUAGACCUGUUUCAAGGAAAACCUCACUCUGCUCUAGAGAACGCAGCCAAACAGACUUGGCGACUGGCAAGAGAAAUACUGACCAACCCCAAAAGCUUGGAGAAACUCUGAGGUAAAAAAAAAAAAUAUGUUAGUUCACCUCGUCUUAAAAAAAAAAAAAAUAACAAGCUCAUAAACGGACAGAAAAAAAAAUAUUGCCAACCAAUUUGCAAAGUCUUGUGAAAUGUGACUGUCCUCUGUUGUUGAAUAUGUUUUGGCCUAGCCUGUUUCAAGAUGAUUUUUAUGACAGUUGAGUUUGCCAUUAUCCCCGUGCACCUUUUUGGCGGUGUCAAUAUUUAGGAGCA